Messenger RNA from Osmia bicornis bicornis, 602 nucleotides. It is a transcript of the gene ubl, whose product is annotated as ubiquitin-like protein 5. Gene Ontology annotation, biological process: protein modification process; mRNA splicing, via spliceosome. Gene Ontology annotation, molecular function: protein binding; protein tag activity. The coding region runs from base 219 to 440 and encodes 73 amino acids. The record is from RefSeq and is a predicted model, not a curated record. Lineage: Eukaryota; Metazoa; Arthropoda; Insecta; Hymenoptera; Megachilidae. The transcript is spliced from 4 exons. Gene Ontology annotation, cellular component: cytoplasm; nucleus.
AAAUCUUUAAGUAUACCUGAAAUUGUAAGCGUUAUCGUACGCUCCAAAUACAUGUCGCCUCUCUUCAAAACUUCAACAAAUAUUGUUUCUAUGAAGUCAGAAAUUCCUGUGCUUUUUGUCUUAAAAGUUUCGACGACAUCUUUUGACUGGAUGAAGCGCCGGGAAGAUCUGCUGCGUCCGCCAUCGUCGUGUACAGAUUCGGCAGGAUUCGGCAAAAGAUGCUAGAAAUAACAUGUAACGAUCGUCUUGGGAAAAAAGUUAGAGUGAAGUGUAAUCCAGAUGAUACAAUAGGUGACUUGAAAAAAUUAAUAGCAGCUCAAACUGGUACUCAUUGGGAAAAGAUUGUCUUGAAAAAAUGGUAUACUAUCUUUAAAGAUCACAUAAAACUUCAAGAUUAUGAAAUUCAUGAUGGUAUGAAUUUGGAACUUUAUUACCAAUAAUUUAUUAAUAAUGUUAUAUAAAUUAACGUUAGACGUAAACAAUAAUAUAACAACAAUAGUAAUUUGUAUAUUUAAAUGAAUUCAUGAUUUUCUAUCUUACAUAAUGUUUAAGCGUACAGUGUACAUAAUAACUAUACAAUAAACAUAAGUAGUAACCACAAA